GGGGUACCCAACAGCCUGACUUCUCAAAUCACACAACAUCAGGUUGCAACUGCUCUGAGUGCAACUUUUGUGAUCUCCCAGCCCAUCGUUUUCCUGAGCACAAACAAACUACCAAGAAUGAUUUGCUGACCACAUAUCUUCUCAUAUCCCCUUGUCAUAUCCUCUUUUUACCGAAGCGCCAGGGUCCUGACCAGCUGGUAACUGCUUUUUGCACAACCGCCGCGUGGGGUAUUUGUGCGCUGAGCAAUUACACCAUUCACAAGUCCUCUUUAGGCAGCACAAGGUAUUACAGCCUGAAUAGUCUCAACAUCCACCAUGGACGGCAGCAACUUCAACCAAAUCCGACCUGUUUUCAGCCUUGGUCAGCAUGAUUCUGAGAGGGAUCAGCCUCUUGAUGAUCUUCAGUAUGGCCAGAUUCUGAACGCUGGUGUCAACUUUGUGACGGCACCCAUCACCAACAAGCACUUCCAUGCACGGGUAAAGGAGCUUGUCUCCCAGCAUCUCGCCAAGGCAAAGAAGGGACUCGCUUCACUGGCGGACGCCGUGGUGCCUCCUUUGACCCCCAAGGACACCUCCCUCUUCCCCAGUCAUGCCGUCACCACUUACAUCGCCUACGCCAGUCCCUGGAUCGACUUGGCCUCGGUCGAUCCUGCCGUUGCCAGCAUUUCUCGACAGGUCCUGAACCUCGAGAUUGCCUACGCCAACUUUUGUGGUGUCCGAAGCAUCAUCAUUCCCGGCCCCAGGAGAGACGCCUCCAAGAAUGGCGGAAACCAGGGUCUGUCUCAAUACGCCAGAGCUGUGCAGGAGGCAAUGACCAUUGCGUCGCGCCUCAACUUCAUUAUCCACAUACCCAUGUACCGGGAGCCGGGCCUGGAGGAGAGCGUAGAGCUCCUGUCGACUUUGUCAGAGGAGCCUCACCCCGAGAACAGCAAGGAGAUCGACAUCUACAGCGCAUGGGACUCUUGGCAUACUGUCCGCUCAGUCUGCGAAUACAGCAUGCGUCUGUAUGUUGCCAUUCGCGUCCCCAGAGCUCUGCCUGAAAAGUCUCUCCAGGAGAAGUGGUUCGCCGAGCCCCUGCACUUCCUCUCCCUCAGCGGAAACGCAUUCUCCAAGAACAAGACCGGACACCCUGCCCUGCCCAAGGCCCAUCAGGACAUGAUUUUCCACUACAUGCGCCUCAAGAACGCGCCCUGGCUGCUCCUGAGCGACGUCGGUCCGGACACCGCCUCGCUGACGGCCGAGGCACAGCUCCAGGCCGUCAGUCUCGGAAACCAAGUCCCUACCUCCGCAGACUUCCCUCCCCUGGGCGAAACUCCCACUCUCGCCACGGAUUCUCUCAAGUCGUUCCGCACCUAUGUGGUGUACCUCAAGUGGCUCGAGAUGCAGCAGCGCCCGCUGUCCUACCUGGAGCAGACUACGCUCACCAGCUUCCAGGACUGGCUCCAGUCGCCCCUGCAACCUCUGUCCGACAACCUCGAGUCGGCCACGUACGAGGUGUUUGAGGGUGACCCGGUCAAGUACAACCAGUACGAGGCUGCCUGCACGGAGGCCUUGGCCGAGUGGCAUCAGCUGGGUAGAGCCACCUCAUCCAAGGACGGCGCCGUCGUCAUUGCCGUCGUCGGCUCCGGCCGCGGUCCUCUCGUUACGAGAGCACUCAAGGCCAGCGAGGCGACUGGUGUCCCCGUCCAAGUCUGGGCCGUAGAGAAGAACCCCAACGCAUACGUCUACCUCCUCAGACAGAACGAGAUGAUCUGGGGCGGCAAGGUCACCGUCGUCAAGACAGACAUGCGCGCCUGGAAGGGUCCCCUCGUCUCGGGCACCCCCGAAAACAACCCGGUCUACGGCAAGGUGGACAUCCUGGUAUCCGAGCUGCUCGGCUCCUUCGCAGACAACGAGCUCUCGCCAGAGUGCCUCGACGGCGUCCAGCACGUCCUGGCGCCCGGCGGCAUCUCGAUCCCCGAGUCCUACACGGCGCACAUGAGCCCCAUCGCGACGCCGCGCAUCCACGCCGACCUCCUCACCAGGGUCCCCACGGAGCCCAACGCCUUCGACACCCCCUGGGUGGUGCGCCUCUUCGCCCUCGACUUCGCCGCCAUGCGCGUGCCCGGUCACCCGCGCUUCCAGCAGGCGUGGGAGUUCUCCCACCCGGUCUCCGAGGCCACGCUCAAGCAGAUCGAGACGAGACGUGCCGGCGGCGUCAUGGGCGGCGGAGGCGGUAGCAUGGCGGGUGCCGUCGGCGCCAACGACCACAACUCGCGCUUCUGCCAUCUCACGUUCGUAUGCCCCACGAGGGGUGUCAUCCACGGUUUGGCCGGGUACUUUGAGUCCGUCCUCUAUGCGCCUCAGACCGGCGACAGAGAAAAGGUGGAAAUCAGCACGCAUCCCGAGCUGAUUGACCGCAAGAGCAAGGACAUGAUCUCGUGGUUCCCCAUCUUCUUCCCCAUCAAGCAACCGAUCUACUACCCUGCCGACACUGAAUUGGAGGUCACGAUGUGGCGCCAGACGGAUGAUUCGCGGGUGUGGUACGAGUGGCUCAUCGAGGCGUACACGUGGGUGAGCGAGACACAGCGCAUCAAGGUAGCGUCGUCGGAUCUCUGCAGUAGUCGCAAGGUUGCUUGCCUCAUGUAAGUAUUUGCGGGAAAAAAAAAGUGAUGGUACCAAAAGGGGGCACUGGAGGCGCCGACAAUGGUGUGCGCCCCUUUUCUUCUUCUUCUAUAGUUGCUGCGAAUGGGGUAGAUAGAUGGUUCUUUCUUGCGCAGCGCCACCUGGCGGUAUUCAACCUGACUUGGGAACACUGCAAACUCCGUUCCAUCGCCGGCCUUUUUGUGGAUU
This is a messenger RNA of Colletotrichum scovillei, 2832 nucleotides long. RefSeq names its product PRMT5 arginine-N-methyltransferase. The transcript is spliced from 4 exons. The record is from RefSeq and is a predicted model, not a curated record. NCBI's taxonomy places the organism in Eukaryota, Fungi, Ascomycota, Sordariomycetes, Glomerellales, Glomerellaceae. Gene Ontology annotation, cellular component: cytosol; nucleus. Gene Ontology annotation, biological process: peptidyl-arginine N-methylation; regulation of DNA-templated transcription. The coding region runs from base 316 to 2628 and encodes 770 amino acids.